Molecule: messenger RNA, 2562 nt
Organism: Erpetoichthys calabaricus (reedfish)
Lineage: Eukaryota; Metazoa; Chordata; Cladistia; Polypteriformes; Polypteridae
Gene: pnrc1
Product: proline-rich nuclear receptor coactivator 1
Exons: 2
Coding region: 529-1446 (305 amino acids)
Biological process (GO): nuclear-transcribed mRNA catabolic process, nonsense-mediated decay
Cellular component (GO): nucleus; P-body
Source: RefSeq, a predicted model, not a curated record
AAAAAAGCCUCUUAGAAAAGGAGAGCGAGAGAGAAGGGGCAUACGGAGUUGUUGGACCUGCCUGCUUUGUGUAAUUUUAACACAAGAGAGGGCCAGGAAGGCAGAGAGUGAUUUUGAUUGCAACCGUCUCGGGUGAAUACGUACGUGUGCUUGAAAGUAGUCGUUGGAACGCGUUUAUUUUGGAAAGUAUCUUGUCGAGAUUUAUCACCGAAGACCGACUGACGUAUCGGUGAAGACGUUCUUUUGAUCUGAGACAGAGAAAAAAAGGAGAAAUUGUAUUGGUUCCAGAUAUUUUUUUGGAAAAGAAGAUUGAAUAGAUUUAUAGAGAAGAGCAGUCGACACUUAGACUUGUUUUGUUUACAACCAGGAAGUGGCUCCUUCCGUUCCGCCAUAUUUGCCAGCUGUAUACUGCGCCACCCUGAGAAGCUGACCAGAAGAUAUUGUGUAUUACGGCGCCGUGGCCAAGAGUUCGCAUACAUGCGGACACAUUCCCGUUAUUUGUUUUGCACAUAACAAACUUUGCAGGAGAUGUAUCCGCCAUCCCCGCCAUCGUGCGAUUUCCAUGCCGCAAUUGGCGAAACACUUGGCCAGCACGUCGUGUCCAAACUUGUGCACACUUUUCCUGCACCCUCAAAACACAGCAGCCACCAACAUUUGGUCACCAACCACCACCACAACAACAACAACAGUGCCAAUAACAACCAUCGACGACAGGCACUGAUGAAGAAACCUGGCAGAAAAGUCCGCCCUACUCUAACGGGGCUGCAAAGUCGGCACCACCCUAACCAGAAGCACCCCUCUUUGGGUAGAGGCCACCCUUCGCGAUUCAGCGAUCUCAACAGCAACGACAACAACGCAGGCGGUUCCUCGGAGGUGGGCGUAAGCUCUCCAGUCGGGGAACUUGCUGCUAGUCGGAAUCCGGUGGCCGCUGGUGCCCACUUCCACCAGAAAGGGGCGCCGAAGAAAGAGGUGGGGAAGUCUAAAGUUGGAAGACCAGACAAGACGUACUUUCCUAGUGGCCAGACGUUGUUCACCUUGAGCAAAUGUGAAAACCCAGUCCAAUCUUUGCACAUUGUCAGACAAAAAAACAUCAAGCACGGUGUGCCUGUGAAACUUUACUCUCAAGUGAAGCGAAAUGAAAAUGUUUAUCGGCAGGAAUCUCCGCUGAACUUGUACCACAGAGAAGGGAAGAAGCCACUUAACACGGCUGAUAAUUUUAAGAGCACCAAUCCCAACAAAGCAGAAGUGACCUCUGAAGAAGAGAACCUCAAAGAUGGCGAGAGCUACUACGCAGGCGCAAAGUUCAGCGAACCCCCGUCUCCCAGCGUUCUGCCAAAGCCCCCAAGUCACUGGGUGGGAGACAACACUCAGCAGCAUUCCGACUCUUGCAGAGAGCUAAUGACUGUCCAUCUAAAGACUCUGCUGAAGGUUCAGCCAUCUCCUUAAGUGACAGUGGAGAUCACAACAUACCCGAUUGACUAAUUUGGCACUGAAGAUCAUUUUUGUUUAGUACUGGAUGUGGAAUCGUUGCAACAGAAUAGCUUGGACUUUUUAGGUUGUGUCCGAAUUGACAUUUGUGUUGAACAGCGGCCUUGUAUAGUUUAUUGACAUUUUUAAUGGACUUGUGGAAAUGUAAAUAUUGUAAACCUUGUAAUAUUGUGUAUAUUUUUUCAUGUUCUUUUAACUAAAGUAAACUAUAGUUUUGUUACUGAAGCCUAUAUGUAUUAUGCGCCAAAAAAAAGCUGGUGCACUUUAUAAAUUGUUUUAUUUUGUCUAUGAAACUGAUGUCAAAAAAAAAUGACUGUGAAACAUGUUAGGGCACAAACAAAGUGAGAUGCCUUUUAGGCGAUCUUACAUAUUUGCACAAGACUUGUAAACUAGACAGGUGUUCAAGUAACUGUUGUGUAGCAGAACAACCUGUGGCCUCCUGAAGCCAACCCCAACUUGAGCAGCUGCUAUGUAUGCACUACUGAGGGAGCAGGUCAACAGCAAACUCGGGGAACAAUCAGCGGCGCCCAGACGUCUGCAAUGAAUUGUGAAGGUUUCAUCAAGAAUCAAGUGUUGUAGCCUCAGAUGAAGAAAAAUACUUGCUCGACAAAAUUUGAAUUUACUUUUUAUUUUUAAUUCAUUUGCUAGUUUACCAGCAUUGAACAUUUCCUUGAACAUCUUUUCUUUUUUAAAAUAAUAAUCAAGACUGCCUGUGCUUCCUUAAUUAUUAACACUGAGAUGUGCAUAAGUAAUAAAUCCAGACUUUUUUUUUUUUUUUUUUUUUUUUUUUUUUUUUUGGAAGGUUGGCAAAAAGUCUAAGAGGAAAUUUUAGUCUUUUUUUUUUUUUUUAGCGGGGCAGCGAUUUUUUUAUGUUCUUCAAUGCUGAAAAAUAACACAAAUGCAAAAAAGAUACAAUGUUAAAAAGUCAAGACUUUUUUUGUUGCAACAUUACAAAUUUUAUUUGUUUAAAAAAAAAAAAAAGUGACAUUUUAUCUGCUAAACAAUACUGCUGAUUUCCCAUUUCUUUGAAAUUGGAUAUAAAAAAAAAAAAAAUAAAUUUAUUUGGCCUCCCCA